This is a messenger RNA of Manis javanica (Malayan pangolin), 3412 nucleotides long. The record is from RefSeq and is a predicted model, not a curated record. NCBI's taxonomy places the organism in Eukaryota, Metazoa, Chordata, Mammalia, Pholidota, Manidae.
GGGCUCGGGGUCGAGAAGCACUGUAGAGAGGAAACUGGUCUGUGACAGGCUCUCCUGAAUCGUGAGGGUGUGCCCUUCCUCCUUACCUUUGCGGCCUUAUUCCUCAGGCUCCGUGGUCCUCUUCAGGGUCCUGUCGAGGGACUUCCAAGUCCGAAACCUUUGGGGAGGAACCACGCUUCUGGGAACAUCUAGGUUGUGCCCCGCGUUAGAGGUAUUUGGUUUCUUCGAGCAUUUGUACAAUCAGACAUUUAGAAAUGGCAUCCAAACAAGAAAUAAUGAGUGACCAGCGGUUUAGGCGGGUUACAAAGGACCCGAGAUUUUGGGAAAUGCCAGAAAAGGAUAGAAAAGUCAAAAUUGACAAGAGAUUUCGAGCAAUGUUUCAUGACAAAAAGUUCAAGUUGAAUUAUGCUGUGGAUAAAAGAGGACGCCCCAUCAAACAUAGCACUACCGAAGAUUUGAAACGUUUUUACGACCUUUCAGAUUCUGAUUCAGAUCUAUCUGAUGAAGAUAAUAACAAAGCACUGAACCAAAAGAAAGUGAAGAAAAAAAAAAUCCAGCCUAAAAAUGAAAUAGAGUCAAAAAAUCUAGUUGAGAAAAAGAAAGAAACCAGAAAAGUUAAUCAGAAGGAUUCUGGAAAUAAAACUGAUUUAGAUAACUCUGACAGGAUUCAGAAAAUGAAAACCUCAUACAAAUCUAAGAAGGCUGAUUCAAAAAUAAGCCCCAAGAACGAUAGUGAAGAAUUUACACAGAACGGUACAAAAGGAAAAAAAAACAUUGUUCAACAUCGUACAGACUCAUGUCCGAAAGGAAAACUAAGAACAGUAGAUGUGAACACCUCUGAAAUUGUGAAAUCUCCCAAAGUCAAAUAUUCUGAGACACGAAGAGAAAUGCAUUCAGUGGUUCCACUCAUAAGGGAUGAUGAUUAUGAAAACUCAUUGGGUGGUAAAAUGUUUGACAGAGAUGCUCUGGAGGAAGAUUCAGGAAGUGCUAGUGAAAUAGAAGAUGAUGAAGAAUCUGAAGAUGGGAUUAUAAGCACUUGUGGAGCUUCAGCUACUGCUGAUGAUGAUGGAAAUGAAAAUGAUGGGGAGGAGUAUGAAGACGAGGAUACUACUGCUGAUGAUGAUGGAAAUGAAAAUGAUGGGGAGGAGUAUGAAGACGAGGAUAGUGAGGAGGAGGAUGAAAGUGACAGUGGCCCUGAUCUUGCAAGGGGCAAAGGAAAUAUAGAAACUAGUUCUGAAGAUGAAGAAGAUAUGGCAGAUUUACUGCCAGAGGAAUCUGGAUUUGAGCAUGCUUGGAGAGAAUUAGAUAAAGAUGCUCCUCGGGCUGAUGAGAUUACACAUCGAUUAGCAGUUUGCAACAUGGACUGGGAUAGACUAAAGGCAAAAGACUUGCUGGCUCUGUUCAAUUCAUUUAAACCUAAAGGAGGUGUGAUAUUUUCUGUAAAGAUAUAUCCUUCAGAAUUUGGAAAGGAAAGGAUGAAGGAAGAGCAAGUUCAAGGACCAGUAGAGUUAUUAAGUAUUCCUGAAGAUGCUCCUGAAAAGGACUGGACCUCUAGAGAAAAAUUGAGAGAUUAUCAGUUCAAACGACUGAAGUACUAUUAUGCAAUAGUAGACUGUGAUUCUCCUGAAACAGCCAGUAAAAUUUAUGAGGAUUGUGAUGGCCUGGAAUUUGAAAGUAGUUGUUCUUUCAUAGAUCUAAGGUUUAUACCAGAUGAUACUACUUUUGAUGAAGAGCCCAAGGACGUAGCCUCAGAAGUAGAUUUAACAGCAUAUAAACCAAAAUAUUUCACAUCUGCUGCAAUGGGAACAUCAACGGUGGAGAUUACUUGGGAUGAGACUGAUCAUGACAGAAUCACAAUACUCAACAGGAAGUUUAAGAAGGAAGAGCUUUUGGACAUGGAUUUUCAAGCCUACUUAGCUUCCUCUAGUGAAGAUGAAGAAGAGAUGGAAGAAGAGCUACAAGGUGAUGAUGGAGUCAUUGUAGAAAACAAUGGCAAGACAAAGAAAAGUCAGAAGGAUGAUGAUGAACAAAUUGCUAAAUACAGGCAGCUCUUGCAAGGUAUUCAAGAAAAAGAAAAGAAAGGCAAAGAAAACGAUAUGGAAAUGGAAAUUAAGUGGGUUCCAGGUCUUAAAGAAAGUGCAGAAGAGAUGGUCAAAAACAAAUUGGAAGGAAAGGAUAAACUGACCCCUUGGGAACAGUUUUUAGAGAAGAAGAAAGAGAAAAAAAGACUGAAAAAGAAACAGAAGGCUCUUGUUGAAGACACCAGUGAAGAUGAACUUCCUCCUGAUGUUGAUUUAAGUGACCCAUAUUUUGCUGAAGAAGUUAAAAAAAUGGGUAUAAAAGAAAAGAAAAAACCAAUGAACUCUGCAAAAGAUAGCACAUCUCCAGAGGAAGAAGCUGAAAUUGAAAGACAAAAGGCUGAAAUGGCUUUGCUCAUGAUGGAUGAGGAGGAAGAAAGCAAAAAACACUUCAAUUACAACAAGAUUGUGGAGCACCAAAAUCUGAGCAAAAAGAAGAAAAAACAGCUUAUGAAAAAGAAGGAAUUAUUAGAGGAUGACUUUGAGGUAAAUGUUAAGGAUGCACGGUUUCAGGCAAUGUAUACUUCCCACUUGUUCAAUUUGGAUCCUUCAGAUCCUAAUUUCAAGAAAACAAAAGCUAUGGAAAAAAUUCUUGAGGAGAAAGCCCGGCAGAGAGAACAAAAAGAACAAGAACUUACUCAGGCAAUAAAGAAAAAAGAAAGUGAAACUCAAAAGGAGUCACAAAAGAGGUCCAUAGAUCCUGCCUUGUCAAUGUUGAUUAAAUCUAUAAAAAACAAAACAGAGCAGUUUCAAGCAAGAAAAAAACAAAAAGUCAAAUAGCUGUAUGUUGUUUCUUUUUGGAUUGAGGAUGUGUUUUCCUAACGUAUAUGGAAGUGUUAGGAAGAAUUGGCAACAAAGCUACCUUUCAAGAAUAUGAAUAAAUCUUAACUCUGAUCAUUGUCAAAUCUCUCUCCAUAUGUAACAGUUAGACCUAAUUGUGGAUGACUGACAGAUUUGCACUAUGUAACCACAGUUAACUACAAUUAAUUCAAUUGAUCUGAAUAAGAUUUGUAAGUUUUUUUAUGUUUUAUGAAAUCAGUUCAUACUAAUAGAAAUCACUCUGUUGGUUGGCUUAUAUUAAAGAGUGUUUACAAUUCUAUGUAAAAAAUAGAGAAGUGCCUAGUCUCAGGUCUGAGUAAGAGUUAGGAACAAUUUGAAAAUAUAUAUCUAAUAGAUUAAUUUCUCUAGAAACAAAAGGCAGGUUUAGCUAUCUAUUUAAAUAAUCUAUUUUUCUUGCUAUAACUGAUCAAAGUCAUAACUUUCUUUGUUGUUCAGUCAUGUUUGUUACCAUUUGUUUAUGAAAUUAGUUUGUAAAUAAAAGUGUAAAAAAUUUU